Lineus longissimus is the source of this 1644-nucleotide messenger RNA. RefSeq lists its product as uncharacterized. Lineage: Eukaryota; Metazoa; Nemertea; Pilidiophora; Heteronemertea; Lineidae. The record is from RefSeq and is a predicted model, not a curated record. The transcript has a single exon. Bases 1 to 1644 code for a protein of 547 amino acids.
AUGGAAGCCUCGACUGUCUUUGAGGAUGGACACUACCAGAUGAACCUCCCCUUCAGGGACCAAGUUGUCACUAUGCCCAACAACAGGGCCCAGGCAGAGCAGAGAGCGAUACACCUAAAAAGGAAGCUAUGCAAUUACACGCGUCUACUUUCCGACUACAAGACAUUCAUGAAUGAGCUAUUGCAUAAGGGUAAUGCAGAAGAGGUCAAGGACGAAGAUCUGGAGGGCAGCAGCGGUCGAGUCUGGUAUAUCCCUCACCAUGGGAUAUAUCACCCAAAAAAACCUAACAAGUUGAGGGUGGUGUUUGACUGUGCGGCCAGGUUUUCAGGAACUUCACUCAAUGAUAAGCUCUUACAGGGGCCGGAUCUAACAAACAGUUUGGUGGGGGUGCUUCUACGAUUUAGGCAGGAAAGGACCGCCCUAGCAGCUGACAUUGAAAAAAUGUUUUACCAGGUUAAGGUUACCCCCAUACAAAGGGAUUAUUUGCGCUACUUCUGGUGGCCAGAUGGAAAUUUGGACCAGGAGCCAAAGGUCUACAGAAUGGCGGUACAUCUCUUUGGCGCGACAUCGUCCCCCAGCUGCGCCAACUUUGCCCUAUGGAGGACAGCUGAGGACAACACAGACUUCCCAGAAGGUAUCAGGAGAUCCCAUCGCAAAAGUUUUUAUGUUGACGACUAUCUGCAGUCCCCGGCGGAUGAAACAAGCACUAAGGACAAGACAAAAGGUGACGUCAAGCAGGCCAUGGAUCUUUGCGCCAAAGGCGGAUUUCGUCUAACUGCAUGGAGCAGUAACAGUAGGGAGGUUUUGGAAUCUAUACCUGAAGAGCUAAGAGCCAAGGAUCUCAAGGGAAUCAAUCUUGAUCAAGAUAUGCUACCAGCGGAGAGGGUUUUGGGAGUCGAGUGGACGAUAGAAAGUGACACAUUUGGAUUUAAUAUCCAAAUAAGAGAAAAGCCACCCACCACAAGGGGAAUUCUAUCUAUCACAAGCUCUAUCAACGACCCACUUGGAUUUGCUGCACCCUUUAUCCUACUGGGAAAGAUGCUACUUCAAAGGCUGUGUAAGCUCAAUUUAGGAUGGGAUGACGAGAUUCCUGAAAGAGACCGAAAGGAGUGGGAAGAAUGGCUGGCUGAUCUUCCACAGUUGGCAGAAUUUCAAGUUGAAAGAUGUAUUAAGCCAGAGGAUUUUGGGCCGAUCAAAGAUGCCAAAAUUCACCACUUUUCAGAUGCCAGUGAAAGUGGAUACGGGACAGCCUCGUAUAUUCGUCUCGUUGAUGACAAGGGCAAGAUUCAUUGCGCCUUCCUCAUGGGCAAAGCGAGAGUAGCCCCUCUCAAACAGAACACCAUUCCACGACUUGAACUGACAGCAGCCACAGUUUCAGCACGUGUAGACAGCCUACUAAAAGAGGAACUUGAUCUAUCAACAACUGACAGUAUAUUCUGGACAGAUAGCAUGUCUGUUAUAAAGUACAUUAGGAACACCACAUCAAGAUUCCAAACCUUUGUAGCAAACCGGAUUGCAAUGAUACACUGGAGGUCCGAACCACAUCAGUGGAGAUAUGUUGACACAAAUUCAAACCCCGCAGAUGACGCCUCCAGAGGACUGCCAGCGAAAUGGGCCAGCAUCCGUAGGUCCACAGAUGGAUAA